CUGGAGCAGCCGCAGGAUGCGGUGGCUGCGGAGGACGGCACGGUGCGCUUCCGAGUAGUGGCUCGGGGCUUCUCCCCCCUCAAGUUCGAGUGGUUCAAGGACGACCGGCGGCUGCUGGUGGCCACUGCGGACCAACAGGAGCUCAUUCUGGUGCAGGUGUCCCUGGACAGCGAGGGCGCCUACUACUGCCAGGUCUCCAACAAGGACGGGUCCGUCAACUCGACCAAGGCGACCCUCACCGUCAAGCGGGCGGCGCGGGUCAGCAGGGCGGCGCUGGCGGCAGGCGGGGAGGCGGGAGAGGGCGGUGUAGGCGGCGGCAGCAGGCUUCGUCGCUCAGCCACCCGUCUUGGCGGUGGCGGUGGUCCUCUUUCC
Molecule: messenger RNA, 372 nt
Organism: Astrephomene gubernaculifera
Lineage: Eukaryota; Viridiplantae; Chlorophyta; Chlorophyceae; Chlamydomonadales; Astrephomenaceae
Source: the annotation of a GenBank genome assembly